GGCCAGGGCUGCGAGACAUGAAGGCGCAGUGGAGCAGUAUAAUACCGGCCAUCACCGACACCUGGGCAGAGAACGCAGACUGCAACGGAUUCGGAAGUGUCACGUGCAACGGUGCUGGCUUCGUGACAACGAUAGACUUGAAACAAAACGAUCUAACGGGCUCCCUUCCUGUGACCAUUAGCGUCUUCAACAGCCUCGAAUACCUGUACGUACUCUUUCACAAUUCUUAG
Molecule: messenger RNA, 230 nt
Organism: Closterium sp. NIES-65
Lineage: Eukaryota; Viridiplantae; Streptophyta; Zygnematophyceae; Desmidiales; Closteriaceae
Source: the annotation of a GenBank genome assembly